This is a messenger RNA of Paramuricea clavata, 10689 nucleotides long. The record is from the annotation of a GenBank genome assembly. Lineage: Eukaryota; Metazoa; Cnidaria; Anthozoa; Malacalcyonacea; Plexauridae.
AUGGCGGCCGUGAGUGAAGAUAUUUCUGAUCGUGAAUUGCGGGCGAAAUUGAAAGAAAACGGUAUCUCUUGUGGUCCUAUAACUGCCACAACCAAGAACCUGUAUAUUCGCAAAUUACGAAAUAAGCUUUCUGAGGAUGAAAGCGCUUUGAGCAGUGGUAAAGUGCCAUCCAGAAAAUCGUUGUCGCCCAAACCAUCUUCACGGCGUGCAUCGCCCAGCAGACGAUCUGUUGACCCUACGCCGCCUUCAGGAAGAAAGCUUAUCGGCUUUUCGAGCGACGAGGAUGAGUCAGCAAAGGAGCCUGUAACCACGAGGCAAAAACGUUUAUCUGGUCAAUUUAAAGGAAGUCCAAGAAAAUCGACUGCCUUUACACCUAUACAAAAUGAAGAGCGACCUGUUUUCCGAAGACGGUCUAACAACACGUCAAGCCCUAAAUAUAAACUCAGACAAGACGGAGAAAGGACGGAUAUUGAUGGAAGGGUAAAUAUGAACUCGUACGCUUUUGAGCCAAAGCGUGGAAAAUUGCCUUCGUAUGCAGGCACAGCAGGGUUAAGAAAUUUAUUCCUGAAGAAAAGCAUGGAAGAUAGUAAGAAAUAUGCUAAUACAUCACCACCACCACCACCAGAAGUGACAUAUGAUCUGGAAGUUGAAGAUGAGACAGACAAAAACAGUUACCAAUAUACUUGGCUAAUUUGGGUUUUGGUUAUUGCGCUGGUUGUUGUAUUUUUGUUGGUUUAUAAUUGGCAGUUUUUGUCUGCAAUGUUAUGGAAUGGAGUCAGUAAUGACCGUAAGUUUUGUACAUUGAGCAGUUGGUUAUUGUCUGACCGAGUCGAAACAACUUGCUUUCACCAUAAAUAUGCUGGUGGGAAAAUGUGGUGGGCAAGAAUUAUAACAUUUCUGCUGGCUUCAUUAGGCUUGAUUAAAUUUGAGCAUGUGGCAUAGCCAAGUGGGUGGGGGCAAGGAGGGGUGGUCUAGGAGGGGUAACAGACCACUCCUCAAUGACCAUAUAAUUAUCUGGGCAGAUGUGGAGAGGUGUUGAUGUCUGGAAAAUGUCAUACACAUCCAUUUACUAAAUGCAUGAAACAUUAUAGUCAUUGUAAUCUAUUAUACACAUUAGAAUUAUAACAUAUACAAUACUGUUCUGGUUUGUAUAAGAAAAUUAUUUGAUGGAAACUUUUUUGUGGAUAUGGUUUACCUUUGAAAAGAACCUGUUUCAGUAUGUGUGAAAUGCUAUUCUGGAUACCCUAGAAAUGUAAAAUGGGGAUGAAGCCUGUUAUGAUUAUGUGAAACCAAAUUAACACUCUGACACUCUGUUUUUGCCACUGUGUUUUUAAUUAACCUAUUAAGUUGCAAUGUGCCCUGAUGCAGCCUACUUUAUUAUUUUACCCUGUCUAAUGCCAGAUGCCCAGGAGAGUACUGAAGAGAGGAGAGAGUACUCUCGUCAAGGGGAGAGUACUGAAGCUCAAUGUGCUAACUGAAAAUAACAAAUUGUUAUGAAUUGUUGGAGCAUUUUAAAACAUGAAACCCUCACAUGAAUACAAUGUUCAUGUGAUCUCACUAUUACAAAAUUAGCAUUAUUUGAAACUGAUGUCUCCCCACAUUUUACGAAAUUUCUAGUCUUUAAUAGAAUAAACAUUCCCCGCAUUUGCUGGCUGUCAAUAAAAACUACUUACUUACAAAUUAUGAAUGAACAACCCUAUCCUCUUCUAUUUGAAGCUAUUGCUUUGUGUGCACUCACUCAAAUUCUGGAAGUGUGUAUUUAAAAUGGAAAGCAUCCUACUAUUGUCUUUACAUCAUAUAGAAAUUUAAUUCCUCUUGUUGGGUACAUUCCAUUUGAUGAGUAAAAUUGUCUGGUAUUAAACAGAGUAAAACAAGGCAAAUUCAUGUUCCUUUAACCCACUGAGUUGCAUUGUGCCCUAAUGCACCCUACUUUAUUACUUUACUCUGCCUGAUGGUUUAAUUAAAAGAAGAAAUGGGCAGACUUGAUAUAUAGUCUUGUUAACUACCAUCACCAUGAUAAGUAAAAUUGUCUGGCAUUAAACUUAGGGUGCGGUAUGUUGUGGCUUUAAUUACCAAUCUAUGCUAGUAAUAUUUUAUGCACUGUGUAUUUUUAUAGAGCUAAAGAUUUGUGGGCCUUCUUUUCAUGGAAAUGAGGUGUGUGACAGUGUGUCUUCAUUGUUUGGGAGUGGUAAUACGACAGCGAAAGUCAAUAUUAACCAGAUUUUUAAUACACAUAUCUUUCUCAUUUAUUGAACAUUGAUUUGAAGGAAGGGAUAACUCCCAAAAUAUCUGCACCGUCUGCAUCAGAUAUUCAGAUGAGCCUAGAUCUUCAAUGAAAAUGUGAAAGCUUCGAAUUGUGUAUCUCUACCAAUCUGAAGCUUUCUUAUUGCCACUACCUACACUGGCACAGAAAUAAUGUUAUCCUUACCCUAUUACCUCAAGUGGAAUUUGUGGUUUCAGGGUAAAGGUAACAAGUUUCAGAGUACUUAUUUUCAGGUUAAUAGGGCAUAUAUGACAAAGGAAAAACAACCAUGUUAGUGAUCAAACAUGGAAGUAGUAGUACUGUGUAUUGUUUCUGUCAAAGGCUUUGCCAAUUUAGAGCAGUUUAUUGUCAAUGAAAAGGCAGUAGGGUACAAUGAAAACUUUGGUUGACACAGAUACAUGGAUGCUUAGCGUGUAUAUAGUGCAAUAGAUGAGAAAUGAAACUUAAAAAUGGGCGCAUUUUGCAUCAAAGCAUGUGAAAUCUUGGAUAACACCAACAAUCAGGGGCAUAGGAAGUGGGGGGCCGAGGGAUGUGACUAAAGAAUGUGGGAAUAAAUGUAAAAUUAAUUAUGUAAUCCAGUAUUAUCCUUUGGCUGACUAACUAUUUGCUUCCCAAAACAAUGUUUUAAAUGGCUGAAUUCAAAAUGCAAUUUCAGAGGGUUCUCAAAGGCCUUGUUUCAGGAUUUUUUGCAAUUUGGGACAUGCACAUCCCAAUGUCCAGACUUCAGUACUCUGUUAAUCAUGAACUGGAGUGUUAAAAUGUAGGAGGUAUAUCUGUGCUUCGUCUGGCGUCAUUCCUCGUGGCAAUAGGACGGCAGUGUAGCUUUGUAAGUAAUGCAGCAUGUAAAAUACUAAAAUGAUGAUAGGUGUAUAUGUUUUAUUUCAGAAUGAAGCUUGCCUGAGUGAAGAAGAUAUUACAGAAAAACUUGUUGAACAUCUACAGUAUGAACUGGGUACAAUGUUAGGUGUGUUUUUACAGUUUGUUUUUAAAUAGAAAUUAGAAGUUAAUUGUUAUGGAAGUAAUUUAUAAAUUUUUGUAAGGACCUGUUUUUACUGUAAUUGUAUGAUCCUACUUUCUGAAACGUCUCCUCUAGGCCUAGCAGGGUGAAUUUUCCCUGUGUUCACAUGGAGUUUUUCAUCGACCUCAAUUGACCAUUUGCGUAAUAGACUAGCUAAACAAGUCUAGACACAAAUGUCAUCACAGCUUGAAGGAGCAUCACAAAAUUAGUAAUAUUUCAAAGUUUCGUUGCAAAAUGUUCUAAAAUGCAGAUAAUAUAGCCUUGCGAAGUUUGCAAUUUUCAGUCAUUUUAGAUUACAAACGGGAAAUUGACAGCCCAAUACCCUUUGGGGCUGUCAAUUUCCCGUUUGUAAUCUAAAAUGACUGAAAAUUGCAAACUUCGCAAGGCUAUAUUUUCCGCAUUUUACAACAUUUCGCAACGAAACUUUGGAAUAUUACUAAUUUUGUGAUGCUCUUUCAAGCUGUGAUGAAAUUUUUGUUGAGAUCAAAAUUUAGUCUAUUACGCAAGUGAUCAAUUGUAAUUGAGAUAAAAAUACCAUGCUUAACUUGUACAUUUGGGUCAUGCAACACAAAUGUUUUAAUAACUUUGGUGUCUUUUUUACGCAUUGCUUUAUAGUAACGUUAGUAUUUAAACUCUGUUUACAAAACAAAUAUAACAAUUGUUAAAUGGCAAAAUACGAAAUUCGAUUUUUUUACUUCGUCCCGGCUUACAGUUUCGCCUUAUACAAUCUCGUCAAACGGACCAAUUUAUUAUAGUAAUAUAACUAGGAGGGGAGAUCAUAGGUAGGCGAGACGUCUCUGUAAGCGGCUCACACGAACAAGCCUUAAGUUAAGAAAUCCAUUCUCCGUCCAGCGACCAUGCACGCGGCGGUCGUUUCAGUUAACAUUUUUUACGCGUUUCCACGCGAGCGGUUGGAACUUUUAAACGUGAUUCUGUCCAAAAGAAAUCUUUACCAAUCCUAUAGGUUUAACAUAAAAACCACCUUGGUUCGUCAAAACUACGCCAGCAUCUGUUUCACUUAAGUUUUGUAAGGCAGUCUCAUGUGAUACACUCGCUUUUCCAUUUAUUUCCCAUGCUUUACUACCCUCCUUUAACAACUUGUUAGCUAUCAUUACCGUGAAAAAUAUCAGUAAAAUUAAUUAGUCAUUAUUUUAGAAAGUAUGUUCUGUGGUUAUAGACAAGGCCAAUGUUGCGUUCACCUUGCCCUGAGGAGAACAACGAUGCUUGAUAAAUAGCGCUCCUUUGUCACCCAAGACAUUUUUUUCGUGUAUUAACUGAAACUGGAGUGAUUGACGGAGUGAUUGACACAUGUCUGCUUGUCACAUCACUCAUCUGUAACAUGUAUGUUAUUGUCCAGUUUAAAAACACUCAAUCUAGUACCUCUCCAGGCAAGACCACUUCGCAUGGUCAUCGGCCAGCCUUGUAACACCGUCGCCAACCGCGGUUACAGGGUGCUUUGAUCGAAAUUGUGCCGUCACGAGAGAAAUGCACAUUUCGUGUGCUACCGGCUACGCCAGGGCGCUUAUGAAGAAAUUGCAAAGGAAUUCAAUAAAUAUUUCUCUGAAGUAGGCAAAAAACUAGCAGAAGAAAUUCCUGAUAACGAUAUUGACCCUUUGCAUUGUGUAACUCCAGUGUCAAAUUCAUUUACUUUCAAAACAAUAUCAGAAGAGGAUGUAAACCGCAUUAUUUCUAGUAUGAAAACCUGAAAAUCUGCAGGAAUUGAUAAAAUCUCGGUCAAACUCGUACAAGCAGCAGGGAAAACUAUUUGAAAUCUUUGAAAAAUAUAUUCAAUUUGUCUUUAAAUACUGGUAUAUUCUCAGAUGAUUGGAAAAUUUCUCGUGUUACGCCAAUCUAUAAAUCCGACAAUAAGACAGACUGUUGUAAUUAUACAUGUAGACCAAUUUCCAUUAUAUCAAAUGUAGCUCAAGUCUUCGAAAAGGUUAUUUAUAGCCAAUUAAUUGCCUUUCUGAAUGAAAACAAAGUUAUCGCUGAAAAUCAAUCCGGUUUUCGUCCAAAUCAUUCAACAGAGACUACUCUCUUACAUUCAGUAAUUCAAUUAUUUGGACAAUAUGGAUAAAGGACUGAUUAACGGAGUAGUAUUUAUAGAUCUUAAAAAGGCAUUCAUGAUACGGUUGAUCAUGCUCUAGAGACUCCUGGCAAAGCUUGAACGAUGUGGAGUAAGAGAAACACCUCUCAAAUGGUUUAAAUCUUACUUACAUCAGAGAAAACAAGUUUGCAAAAUAAACAAUGCCAUGUCGGAUGCAGUUGAAAUUCGUUGUGGCGUCCCACAGGGGUCAAACCUUGGUCCUUUACUAUUCAACUUAUACAUUAAUGACCUUCCUAACUGCCUACAGACAACCAAGGCUUCCAUGUUUGCGGAUGACACCAACCUUUCUUGUAAAGGGCAAUCAUCUGCAGACAUUGAGUACAAAUUAAUUAAACUGCGACUUAGACAAUAUUCAGAAAUGGCUAAUAAGUAAUAAGUUAACAUUAAACCGUACGAAAACUGAGCAUAUGCUUAUUGGAUCACAACAAAGGUUAGAUAAAAUCCUCGAAACUCCAAAGAUACUAUACAGGGUGUAUCAAAAAAAACUGAACAGAUUUGAAAUUGCUCCCAAUUUCGCAAAACACCUAGUUGUAUCUGGUUUUAUAUAUGUAUAGCUUCUUUGGGUACUUAUAAUGUAAAAUAAUGAAAAAAAUUUCUCGAACUCAAAUUUUGUGAACCAGGGGGGGGUGUCUUUUCCAACAAAUUAAAAAUGGCUCGCGCACAAAAUUUAAAAGCUGUAAUCAUAUUUUGAGUUAAUAGAUUGAAAAUUUGUCGGGUUUUUAAUUACUGUACAAAAUUUCAGACAAUUUUGUUUAGUUUAAGCCCUUUAACUAUUCAUUUUGUUCUAAAAAGUCAGCCUUUCGCAUGCUUAAUUAAUGCCUUUACCUAAUUUGCAUAUUGCUGACAUAUGCAAAUUAGGCAAAUGCAUUAAUUAGGCAUGCAAAUAGCUGAUUUUUCAGGAAAAUUGUAACUUUGCGUGAAUAGUUAAGGGGCUUAAACUGAACCAAAUUGUCUGAAAUUUUGUACAGUAAUUAAAAACCCGACAAAUUUUCCAUCUGUUAACUCAAAAUAUGAUUGCAGCUUUUAAAUUUUGUGCGCGAGUCAGUUUUUAGUUUGUUGGAAAAGGUUCACAAAAUUUGAGUUCGAGAAAUUUUUCUCAUUAUUCUACAUUAUAAGUACCCAAAGAGGCUAUAUAUAUAAAAAACCGGAUACAAAUAGCUGUUUUGCGAAAUUGAGAGCAAUUUUAAAUCUGUUCAGUUUUUUUUUAUACACCCUGUAUAUGGCGAACAUCAGAUAAAAAGGGUAAGGGAAGAAACUGUUCUUGAACUCAUAAUUGAUGACCAACAGACCUUUCCCCUUUUGAGUGAAAUUUUGAUCUAGACAGGUCUGGACAAAAAUUUCAUCACAGCUUGAAAGAGCAUCACAAAAUUAGUAAUAUUCCGAAGUUUCGUUGCGAAAUGUUGUAAAAUGCGGAUAAUAUAGCCUUGCGAAGUUUGCCGUUUUUCAGUCAUUUUGCAUUACAAGCGGGAAAUUGAUAAUCAGAUGAUCAAACUGAUUAUCAAUUUCCCAUUUGUAAUACAAAAUGACCGGAAAAAUCCAAAACUCGCAAAGGCCAUAUCCAAAAUGCAAGAGGGGGCAAAUUGCCCUGGGCCCCGAGGUGCUGGGGGCCCCUGAAAAUUUUUUGUUGGGCCCCGGUCUUUUUUGUGUGUUAAAUAUUUCCGCGCAAAGAACAAGAUAUCUGUUUUUUUGGGCGAAGUACCGAAAUUUGGUAUAUCCCUGGAAAGCAAUUGCAACGUACUCGUCCGGAAAAAUGUUGUCGACGGGAGGUUGUUCUCCGAAAAAAAGUUUUUCCGGAAAAAUUUUUUAGAUAGGGACCCCUAAAAAAAAUUGUCCCCGGGCCCCCGCCAACCUCUCGGCGACCCUGGCUAUAUUCGCAUUUUACUACAUUUCGCAACGAAACUUCGGAAUAUUACUAAUUUUGUGAUGCUCUUUCAAGCUGUGAUGAAAUUUUUGUCCAGGCAUAUCUAGAUCAAAAUUUCACUCAUAAGGGGAAAGGUCUAUUAAAAGGGAACAGGCACAAUGAUGAACAGUGUAAGAAAAUUUCAAAAAGCAUAGCCCUUUUACGAAAAGCUAAAGACUUUGUUUUUAUACAAGAAGAAUUAGUUACAAUUUAUAACUUAUUAGUCAUACCACAUUUUAACUAUUGCUCUACUAUUUGGCAUGAUAAUAACAAAUCUCAUAUCGAUAAAUUAUGGAAAUUACAAAAGAGAGCUGCACGGGUUAUAACUAGUUCUGACUACACUAUUAGAUCAUCCCAAGUCUUUGGAACUCUUCAAUGGCAUCCAAUAAAAAAUCUCAUGGACAAACAAGAUCUAACAAUGAUGUUCAAAAUUCUAAAAAACAUGGCGCCUAAUUACUUAACAAUAACGUUUCGUAAAUGUGACAACUCUAAUAAUACAUUACGGAGUAACAAUUUAAAACUGAGCCUUCCUAAGCCAAAAACAGAUUUUUUUAAAGAGAGGCUUCUCCUACCAUGGGGCUGUCGCGUGGAAUAGUCUACCCUCUGACCUUUUACGAGUGAUAGACGAAUCCCAAUCUAUUUCUUCUUUUCGUAGCUUACUUAAUAAUUAUUAUGAAACUUUGUAAUAGUUUGUAAUGUAAUGUCUUAAAGGUUAAAUAUUCUAAUUCUUUUUUUAAAACACACGGCCCUUUGAAAAUCACGCAAGUGAAAGGCUACCGUGGUCCGUGUAUAAAUAUUUUAAAAUAAUAAUAAUAAUAAUAAUACAUACGCUUUCCACGUGCACAUUACGCGAUCGCGUAGCAAAAUAAAGCGCCUGGGUGCGAGGUGGUUGUCGAUAUAAUAGAGACUGAUAACGUCAUUUUGUGUUUGAAAUCAAGAACGGCAGUCAAUGCAGUUUCAUGUUCAUGAUUUCAAACAAGAACGGCUGUCACCAUAUCUUGCCAUCUAUAUCGGCUCGAUUGACUUCCGGUUGGCGACCGUGUUGUCAAAAACGUUGCUUGCUUGAGCUCUCUAUAAAUGUUUACUUAGUCCCGAUGCUCGUUUUUAUAGGUUUGUCUAAAUGCGGUUACUCGACGAAAGAUGGGAAAAUGACAAGAGCUGAACUGGAAAAAUGGGUGAAUGAACGCCUUGUAAGUGCACAAACCAACACAAGGUAGAACAGCGAGCUAGGGACGGACCAUUAGAAAAGUGAUGGGGGGGGGGGAGCCAAAAAAAUUAGGAAAAAAAUCUUCCCAUGCAGAGUACAAAAAAAAAUUCCUAGCUUGGAAGAUAGGCCUAUAAAUUUCACUCCAAAAAAAUAUUUCCAGUCAUCAAGUGAGAAAAAAAAUUUCUAUAGGUGUACAAAAAAAUAUAUAUUGCCUCUUAGAACACAUCACUUUUCUAAUGGUCCGUCCCUUAUAUUGAGUGUAGAUGUCCAAAAUCCUGAUAUUUACCCAUACCCCUUACAUUGGUAUCACCUUGGUAUUAACCAUACAAGAAUCUGCAAGACACAUGACUGAAACACUCACUUCACCUGAAAUAAAGCAAAGCUUGUUACUCAGAGUUUCAUGCCUGAGUUUACAGACAAUCUUCGGACUUACCUAUACUUGUGUGUAUAUUUCUGCAGGGAAACAAGCAUUGUAAAGACAAAGUAGUAAAAAACAUUAAAGAAUAUAUUCUGCAAAAUCCUGGCUUUUCGCUGAGGUAAAGUUUUGUUAUUUGUGUUGGUAUAUAGAGCGCGUGCAGUACGCCCCCAUAAUUUCUGGAAGUCUUUGAAUGGUAUCUGAAUCGAUUCUAUAACAAAGCUGUGCCUAUAAUAUUUAAACUAUAAGUGCUGUCGUGGGCUAAAAAUUAUUCGCCUUCCCCCCCCCCCAAUAUUUCAUUAAUAAUUAUAAUGAGCCAAACUGAAAGGAAACCAAAACCGUCUCGUCUUGAUACCACGGUAAUAAACGCCCAUAAAUUAGCUCAACUAUCGUCUUGAAUUUCUCUUUAAUUAUAAGUCCGUUUGAGAAGUAAUAAACUCGAAAGCUGCAUGUGUAUUACCAGCGCAUAAAACACUCUGCUAGUGCCUCGUUUUUUAACACACUUUUCGGUAUUUUAUACGCCGGUACUAAACACUUUCUCGUUAAUUAUAUAUUACAUAGUACACUUUAUACCAAUCUGGGACCAAUUACAAAAAGCUUGAAGAAAUGACUAUCCACAGCCCCGGGACACUAAAAUCACAUUCGUGAUUUAUACAUUUAUAGAUUUGUCUUAAAGCCAUGUUACACCAAGCGAUUUUUACAGCAAAUUGCAAUGCAGUUUCAGAUACAGAGCCAUGUUAUUAUCCAACAAUAUGUCGCAGAGAAAUGUGAGCAUCGCCCACAUUCUACUCUGCCAGCAUUUUCAUUAUAUUACUUAUAAAAAUGAAAGAAAUAUGAUGAAAAAUCAGAAUAAACCGUGGCCCAUGUUCAUGCAGAUUUUCCUGGCACUUCUUUUUUAGACAAUGUCUAUAUAUGUCAAAAGCAAGUUGCAGGCAGCAAAACAUGUGUCAAAAGCCAUGUGGUGUAAUAUGGCCUUUACUAUAUAUGCAUUGCUCUAAUCGUGUUUUUGAUUUGUUAAGGUGUGCUGAUAAAAAUGGAACGGAUGUGACAAAUGCGACUCAAAGGUUAGAGACUAUUGUAACUUCACUGGCGCUGAAACCUCUAAUGUGCAGGAUAAGGGAAGCAUUUUCAAGAGUUUUCUAUCAACUGCUGUUCCUUUGCGCAGGUAACGUUGAAAUAUUUUGUUUUUGCUGGGCAAAAUGAUAUACAGAGGCUAACAAUUGCACUGAACUUUUUAAGGUUUUUGUACGCCAGCAAUUUAGGCCCUUUGUAAAUGAAUAAAAAUUCCAUAAUAAUAGAGUACAGCAUAGGAAAAUGCAUGUUGGUAAAUCCAGCAUUAAUUGAAGAUCGUUGUCGAGCUCGGAUCCUUUCUUGAUACAAAACAUUCAUGAGAAAAACCAAACACUGCGUUGUCAACGUAAAGUUGAUUCAUGCGCGAUCACUGUUGCUAUCGUAAGAAUAAUGUUUAACUUGUUAAGUCGCGAGAAUAUCUCGUGCGCUUAAAUAUGGAUUUGAAUCUGUGCUCUACCCAGUUGACUUGAUAGCUCAAUCGGUAGAGCGUCAGCCCGGUUCCUUGAAUAUGCGAGUUCAAAUCCCGCGUGAGUGAACUUCGUGUUGACAACGCUGCAGUAUUGGGUUUUCAUGAAUAUAUUGUGAAAUAUUUCCCUGAUGAUGAUCUUUUUCCUCAGCUAUAAUCUGCUGUGUCUGUGUCUACUUCGUUGUGAAGUACCGCUGGAUGUUGCGCGAACGAAGAACUCGACAAAUGUUUCAGCUUGUUGA